GGUGAGGUGUGUGUGAUGGGAGAGAGACAGGUGUAUAUGAAGAGGAAGCCUGGCACACGUUGCACUCUGGGUCGGGAAUAUUCUCGAGUUGUUUCAGCUGAGCCCUGCAUCUGCACCCUCUAUGACUUUGAGUGUGAUUAUGGGUUUGAGAGACAGGCCAGUGGAAAAUGUGCACCUGCAUUCUGGUAUGAUGUCAAUUUACCAGCACACACCUGCAGCCAUGGUCAGCGCUACCGCAACAGCACAGGGUACAGGCAAGUGCUGUUGAAUAACUGUAGAGAGGGUCUGAAAGAUACACUAAGUCCCAAAAUGCAACAGUGCAAACCCAUAGCACCCAGUGGCCUACAGCUGAGCACCAUCAACUCCCAGCUCACUGCUGUACUGGGAACCAACAUCACCUUCAGAGUAGCAUUGCAAAAAGGAGACUCACUGUCUACAAGUCUCCAUGUGGAUUUUGGAGAUGGCAUCUCGGUGUCAUACUCCAAUAUAAGUCGUCUUGGUGACAGCAUCACACACGUGUACAGGGUCACUGGGAUUUAG
Messenger RNA from Carassius auratus (goldfish), 540 nucleotides. RefSeq names its product VPS10 domain-containing receptor SorCS3-like. Gene Ontology annotation, cellular component: membrane. The transcript has 4 exons. The record is from RefSeq and is a predicted model, not a curated record. The annotation marks the transcript as partial. Lineage: Eukaryota; Metazoa; Chordata; Actinopteri; Cypriniformes; Cyprinidae.